AUGGUGAUGAUGUCGAGGCAAGGAGGACUUGGGGGCACAAGGUGUCAAGAUUGUGGGAACAUCGCGAAGAAAGAUUGCGGUUACAUGAGGUGCCGGACUUGUUGCCGGAGCAAAGGGUUCGAGUGUCUGACACACGUAAAGAGCACUUGGGUUCCGGCUUAUCGAAGACAAAACCGCCAUCAGCAGCAGCAACAACAAUUCUUUUCUCUUCCAAUCCCUUUGCUUAAUAACCCGGGGUAUUUUCCGGCGGAAGUGACAUCGCCGGCGACGUUCCGUUGCGUUCGAGUGAGCUCCAUUGAAGAAGCUGCCGACCAGUACGCUUAUCGAACGGCGGUGACGAUCGGAGGACACGUAUUCAAGGGUAUUCUCUAUGAUCAAGGACCAGAUCAAGGCCAUUACUCGCUCGGCGAGUGCUCCUCCCGGGAGACUCCUCAGCCGCCGUCGCUGUCGUCGUUGCAACCGUUGAAUCAAUUCAAUGCAGUGGCCGAUCUAACGAUGGCGACGACUAACACCACCACGACCACCACCAUUCCAACUUCAGUAGUUGCAGCUGAAACCCUGCUUCCUUUCGCCUAUGCGUCUCCUUUUAGUGCUUUCAUGUCAUCUUCCGGUACGCAAUUUUUCCUCCACCCAAAAUCUUAA
Molecule: messenger RNA, 642 nt
Organism: Hibiscus syriacus
Lineage: Eukaryota; Viridiplantae; Streptophyta; Magnoliopsida; Malvales; Malvaceae
Product: protein SHI RELATED SEQUENCE 3-like
Exons: 2
Coding region: 1-642 (213 amino acids)
Biological process (GO): positive regulation of DNA-templated transcription
Cellular component (GO): nucleus
Molecular function (GO): DNA binding; DNA-binding transcription factor activity
Source: RefSeq, a predicted model, not a curated record